Suillus subaureus is the source of this 414-nucleotide messenger RNA. RefSeq lists its product as uncharacterized. The transcript has a single exon. The annotation marks the transcript as partial. NCBI's taxonomy places the organism in Eukaryota, Fungi, Basidiomycota, Agaricomycetes, Boletales, Suillaceae. The record is from RefSeq and is a predicted model, not a curated record.
UGGUAUCACUACUCAGCACUCACCAUCAUCUACCUAUCCAAUGCUCCUCCUUCAUCAGAGCCUGGCGCGCUCACAAAUAGCAUUUGGAACACACAAGGAUGGACCAUUCAGGAGUUCCUUGCUCCUAAAAUUGUUCUCUUCUACCAAGUAGAUUGGACCCUAUAUCUUAACGACCGCUCACACAACCACAAGCAGUCUGUCAGUAUCAUGAGGGAGUUGGAGGAUUCAAAUGGCAUAAAUGCAUGGGCACUUAUUGACUUCCAUCCAGGGACAAGAGAUGCCCAAGAGAAACUGUGGUGGGUGUCAAACCAUGAUACCACAAGGGAGGAAGACAUUGCAUAUUCGCUGUUUGGGAUCUUUGGCAUCCAUCUUCCUAUAAGCUAUGGAGAAAAAAGACAGAACACACUUGGGUGA